UCGACUUCAGGAGUACCGGCGCAAACAUCUCCAUGGACUUUACUUUGAAUCUGAACAAAAAUACGUGAUCAUUUCAAAUAAAUUCACUUAGCGAGGACUACAUACAGAAGUAUACUUGCCUCCGCUUUACAUAACAGUGGUCAUGGAUGCUGAAGGUUUUGGUGAGCUGCUGCAGCAGGCAGAACAGCUUGCGGCUGAGACAGAAGCUGUGUCUGAGUUGCCACAUGUUGAGAGGAACCUUCAGGAGAUCCAGCAAGCUGGAGAGAGACUUCGAUCUCGCACCCUGACCCGCACAUCCCAAGAUGCAGCAGAUGUAAAAGCGUCAAUCCUCCUUGGUUCAAGAGGUUUGGACAUCUUUCAUAUUUCUCAGAGGCUGGAAAGUCUAAGUGCUGCUACCACCUUUGAGCCCCUAGAGCCAGUCAAAGACACGGACAUACAGGGCUUCCUGAAGAACGAGAGGGACAACGCCCUCCUGUCAGCCAUCGAAGAGUCUCGCCGCAGGACUUUUCUGUUGGCUGAAGAGUACCAUCGUGAGUCCAUGCUGGUUCAAUGGGAGCAGGUGAAGCAGAGAGUGCUGCACACUUUACUCGGAGCCGGAGAAGAUGCUCUGGACUUCAGCCAAGAUGUUGAGCCAAGCUUUGUGAGUGAAGUGACCACUCCAGGGAGGAGUGCGUUGGACAGCGUGGAGGUGGCCUAUGGACGACAGAUCUACAUUUUCAAUGAGAAGAUAGUCAAUGGGCAUAUUCAACCUAAUCUGGGAGAUUUAUGUGCGUCUGUCGCAGAAAGCCUGGAUGACAAGAACGUAUCUGACAUGUGGCUGUUGGUGAAGCAGAUGACAGAUGUGUUGUUGGUUCCAGCUAAAGACACCCUCAAGAGUCGCACUUCAGUUGAAAUGCAGAUGGCUUUUGUACGCCAGGGGCUCAACUUCCUGGAGAACAGCUAUAAAAACUACACCAUGGUGACCGUCUUUGGGAACCUCCAUCAGGCCCAUCUGGGAGGCGUGCCGGGAACAUACCAGUUAGUCCGCAGCUUCCUCAACAUCAAACUUCCAGGGCCUUUACCUGGCAUGCAGGAUGGUGAGAUCGAGGGCCACCCGGUGUGGGCAGUGAUCUACUACUGUCUGCGUUGUGGUGACCUGAAUGCAGCCAUGCAGGUGGUGAACAGAGUGCAACAUCAGCUGGGAGACUUCAAGAGCUGGUUUCAGGAGUACAUGAACAGUCCUGAUAGACGCCUUUCUCCAACUUCAGAGAACAAGCUUCGUCUUCACUAUCGCAGAGUGCUGAGGAACAGCGCCGACCCCUACAAGAGAGCCGUCUACUGCAUGAUUGGGAAAUGUGACAUCACUGAUAACCACGGAGAGGUGGCUGAUAAGACAGAGGACUAUCUCUGGCUUAAGUUGAACCAGGUGUGUUUUGACGACAAUGACAGCAGUGCUCCUCAGGACAGGCUCACUCUCCCACAGUUACAGAAGCAGCUGCUGGAAGAUUAUGGAGAGUCCCAUUUCUCCGCGAGGCAGCAGCCCUUCCUGUACUUCCAGGUAUUGUUUCUGACAGCUCAGUUUGAGGCGGCGGUGGCCUUCUUGUUUCGCGUGGAGAGACUUCGCAGUCAUGCCGUGCACGUGGCGUUGGUGCUGUACGAGCUCCGGCUGCUGCUGAAGUCGUCCGGCCAGAGCGCUCAGCUGUUGAGUCAGGAGCCCGGUGACCCUCCAAUGGUGCGUCGCCUCAACUUUAUUCGUCUGCUCAUGCUUUACACUCGGAAGUUUGAAUCCACUGAUCCACGGGAAGCCCUGCAGUACUUCUACUUCCUGCGCAAUGAAAAAGACAAUCAGGGAGAGAACAUGUUCAUGCGUUGUGUCAGUGAACUUGUGAUCGAGAGUCGAGAGUUUGACAUGCUGUUGGGAAGAUUAGAGAAGGAUGGCAGUAGGAAACCUGGCGUCAUCGAUAAGUUUGCCGGAGACACGAGAGCGAUCAUCAGUAAAGUGGCUCUGGAGGCUGAGAACAAAGGCUUGUUCGAGGAGGCGGUCAGACUAUACGAACUGGCUAGGAACCCAGAUAAGGUGUUGGAGCUGAUGAACAAGCUCUUGAGUCCGGUCAUCGCCCAGGUCAGUGCCCCUCAGUCCAACAAGGAGAGGCUAAAAAACACUGCAGUGGCUAUCGCUGAGAGGUAUCGUUCUCAGGGGUUAGCAGGAGAGAAGUCGGUCGAUAGCACUUUCUACCUGCUGUUAGACCUGAUGACAUUCUUCGACGAGUACCACGCGGGUCAGGUCGACAGAGCUUACGAUGUGAUGGAGCGUUUGAAGCUGCUUCCUCUCAGUCAGGACAGCGUGGAGGAGAGAGUCGCUGCCUUCAGGAACUUCAGUGAUGAGGUACGUCACAACCUGUCUGAAGUGCUUUUGGCCACCAUGAACAUCCUCUUCACCCAGUACAAACGCCUGAAGGGGACGCCAGCAGGCACACCAGGACGCCCACAGAGGACCAUCGAGGACAGUGAUGUGCAACUGCGCAGCCAGGCCCGAGCGCUGAUCACUUUUGCUGGCAUGAUUCCCUACAACAUGGCCGGGGACACCAACGCACGGCUGGUGCAGAUGGAAUUACUGAUGAACUGACACGCCGUCUACACUCAAGCCGUCACACACACCGACACACACUUAUCCCCCAGCAAACGUUUGGAUGAUGAAGUCGUUCACACACACAGUUUUGUACAGACCGCUGUGUUCAUUGUUGUGUGAACAGUUUCUUUGUUUCAUCCAUCUCAGUUCAUUCAUCCGUCAGUCUGUUGUUUUUCUUAUCGUUUUCCCUUUUUGUUGUUAAAUAUUUGUACCUUUUUAAUGUUUGGAAUAAAAAUAAGUUGCCUUUC
Molecule: messenger RNA, 2856 nt
Organism: Cololabis saira (Pacific saury)
Lineage: Eukaryota; Metazoa; Chordata; Actinopteri; Beloniformes; Belonidae
Gene: nup93
Product: nucleoporin 93
Exons: 22
Coding region: 143-2605 (820 amino acids)
Biological process (GO): protein import into nucleus; poly(A)+ mRNA export from nucleus
Cellular component (GO): nuclear pore
Molecular function (GO): structural constituent of nuclear pore
Source: RefSeq, a predicted model, not a curated record